AUGUCAAACAAGAAAGUAAUAAAUGAUUCAACAAUUUUAAAUAAAAAAUUAUCUUCUGAAACUUUAUUAUAUCAAAGAAAAGAUUUAAUUCAAGUUACAUUAUCAUCUCAAGGAUUAGUUAUUACAAAUAAUAGAAUUAGUCAACAAUCAAGUUCAUCAAGUCAAGAUAGUGAUUCUUAUGAAGAUGAUAUACCAAAUACAAGUUAUUUUGGUAAAUUUUUCAAAAAUUGUUUUGGAUUUGAAUCACCACAUAUAACAACUGUACCAAAAUUUAUAUCUUUUAAAAAUAUUCUUUAUAUUGAACCAAUUAAUCAAGAAGAACAGGAUUCAAAUGAAUUAAAAUUAACUUAUGUCAUACCAAAUAGUGAUGAUAUUUUGAAAAAAGCAACAAAUUUAUCUAUUCACAAUAUAAAUAUUCAAAUUCAAAAUUAUAAUAACCACUCCAACCCAAAUGAAUCAAUAUCUCAAUACGUAAUGAAUAAAUCAUAUCCAUCCAAAAUAUUACAAACUCCUUCCAUAUUAGUAAUUAUAAAUCCACAUGGAGGUCAAGGAAAAGCAAUAUCAAUAUAUAAUGACCAAAUAAAACCAAUUUUAGUAGCAGCACAUUGUAAAAUAACAUUUAUGGAAACUAAAUAUUCACAACAUGCAAUAGAUAUAGCAAAAAAUUUAAAUCCUAAAGAAUUUGAUCUCAUAUUAUGUUGUUCAGGUGAUGGAAUACCUCAUGAAAUUAUUAAUGGUUUAUAUCAACGUCCAAAUCAUGGGAUAGAUGCUUUCAAAAAAUUAAUUAUAACUCAAUUACCUUGUGGUUCAGGUAAUGCUUUUAGUUUAUCUACUCUUGGUGGAUCUAAAUCAACAGAAAUAACAACUUGGUUAAUGCUUAAAUCACAACCAAAACCAUUGGAUUUAAUGGCCAUUACUCAAACUACAGAUUCACAAGAUGUUAAAGUAAGUUUAAGUUUUCUUUCACAAUGUUUUGGAAUUAUAGCUGAUGCAGAUUGUGGAACUGAACAUUUAAGAUGGUUAGGAUCUAUUAGAUUUGAAAUUGGAAUUGCUCAACGAUUAUUUGGUAAUUCUAAAUAUCCAUGUGAUUUAUAUGUUGAUGUAGUUACUAAAGAUCAAACAGAAAUUAAAAAUCAUGUUAAAGAUCAUUUAGAAAAUGAUAAACACCCAAAGGAAUUAGAAUUAAAAGAUUUGGAAUUGGAGAAUACAGUGAUUGAUGAAGUUCCUUCUAAUUGGCAUAAAAUAUCUAAUGAAAUAACAGAUAAUUUAAAUAUUUUAUAUGUUGGAAAAAUGCCUUAUGUAUCAUCAGAUGCUCAAUUUUUUCCCGCAGCAUUACCAAAUGAUGGAUAUAUGGAUAUGAUAAUUACUAAUCAAAAAACAUCAAUAAUUGAUUUAACUUCAAUUUUAUUAAGUGUUGAAAAAGGUACACAUAUUGAAUUUGAUGAAUCAAAAAUUAUACAUGCUAAAAUUAAAAAAUAUAGAUUAGUACCUAAAAUGAAUAAUAAUGGUGGUAAACAUUUUAUAUCAAUUGAUGGUGAACUGUUUCCAUUUAAAUCAUUUCAAGUUGAAAUUAUUUCUGGUAUGAUGAAUGGAUUAUUAUUAGAUGGGAAAUUUACAGAAUCAAGUUUAACUAAAUAUUAA
Messenger RNA from Lodderomyces jiufengensis, 1641 nucleotides. RefSeq names its product sphinganine kinase (gene LCB4). The transcript has a single exon. Gene Ontology annotation, cellular component: cytoplasm; intracellular membrane-bounded organelle; membrane. The coding region runs from base 1 to 1641 and encodes 546 amino acids. Gene Ontology annotation, biological process: sphingosine biosynthetic process. The record is from RefSeq and is a predicted model, not a curated record. NCBI's taxonomy places the organism in Eukaryota, Fungi, Ascomycota, Pichiomycetes, Serinales, Debaryomycetaceae.